Messenger RNA from Pipra filicauda (Wire-tailed manakin), 4061 nucleotides. It is a transcript of the gene RGS7BP, whose product is annotated as regulator of G protein signaling 7 binding protein. The record is from RefSeq and is a predicted model, not a curated record. Gene Ontology annotation, biological process: G protein-coupled receptor signaling pathway. Gene Ontology annotation, cellular component: nucleus; postsynapse; neuron projection. Lineage: Eukaryota; Metazoa; Chordata; Aves; Passeriformes; Pipridae. The coding region runs from base 453 to 1217 and encodes 254 amino acids. The transcript has 6 exons.
GGCGCUCGGCGAGACGCGCUGCGGCGGGUCGGGCUUCCCCGCCGGGAGCACCGGGGCGCGUUUCGGCGGCUCCUGGAUGGGGAACCCUUUCCCGCCGGGCACUGCUGCGCUCGCCCCCUCACGCCGGCUGCGGGAAGGAGGACGGAGGAGCAUGCCACCGGCGGGGCGGUUCCGCGGGGACUGACAUGCUGCUGAAGGAGGGAAGGUGCCAGCCCUUCCGUCUCUCCCCGCGGUAGCCGAGGCGAUGCUGCAGGGCGCUCCCCGGGCUCUCCCGCAGGCGCCAGGCGAUCGCCCACAGCAGCCGCGCUCGCUGCUGUGAGCAGCGCGGCUCCGGCCAGGCCGAGGCGACGAGCGGCGCGGGCCCGCUCCCCUCGGCGGGGCGGCGGCGGCGGCGGCGGCGAGGAGGGUGCUGCCCGCAGGCGCGGGCGGCUCCGCGCGGCGGAUGCGUGUGCAUGAGCGCGGCACCGAGCGGGCGCAGGAAGCGCCCCCGCUCCGCCGCCUCUAUCUUCCAGGGAGGCAAGACCUCGCCGCACGGCUGCGACAGCGAACGCCGGGGCAGCGGCUCCGAUAGCGCCUACCAGACCCAGCGAGUCCUGGACGACUGUAAGAUGAUUGUCCAGGAGUUCAAUACCCAGGUGGCUCUCUACCGGGAGCUGGUCAUUUCUAUUGGGGAUAUCUCUGUCACCUGUCCGUCUCUGCAUGCAGAAUUGCACAAAACUCGAACCCGGGGAUGUGAGAUGGCCUAUGAGGCUCAUCAAAAACUAGCAGCAAUUUCUGGCCCAGAAGAUGGUGAAAUUCAUCCUGAAAUCUGUAGGCUGUACAUCCAGUUGCAGUGUUGCUUAGAAAUGUACACAACAGAAAUGCUGAAGUCCAUAUGUCUGCUAGGAUCACUGCAGUUUCAUCGGAAAGGAAAAGAACCUUGUGGCCCACCCAAGAUUCUAGAUAUUAAAGUGGAAGAGAGUUCUGAAGUACCUAUUUUAGAAGACAUGUCAUCACCAACAGAUGUUCAACAGCAUCUAUGGCAGGUUUCCACAGAUAUUGAAAACACUGAAAGAGAUAUGAGAGAAAUGAAAAACCUUUUAAGCAAACUCAGGGAGACUAUGCCUUUACCACUGAAAAAUCAAGAUGAUAGCAGCCUCCUAAACUUGACUCCAUAUCCAUUGGUAAGAAGACGGAAGCGAAGAUUCUUUGGAUUGUGUUGUCUUGUCUCAAGUUAGAAGAUGAAGCACAGAAGCACCAAGAAGAUCAUGACUUUAAUUAAACCACUGUUAUUUGACCACUGAAAAGAUGAACAUUGCUCCUCUUGAUUAUAAAGUACAUUUUCUACACUACACUAUUCAUUUUGCUCUUCUGCUCCCUCCUCAUCUUCAAAUAAGGGAUUUCACAGUGUAAAAUUAUGGUGAUCAAAAAACAGCUGUGGAAUAGAUCUAGCAUAUUUAAAGCUUUUUAAAGUAUGUUUUGCAUGCUUACUUUUAAUUACUCAAAGAAGACACAUGAAUUAUGGUUCAUAGAUAAUUUUUAGAGGUUUUUUUAAUUGUUUGAAUUGCUGCUAAAAGUUUGUGCAUAGUACAGUAUUCUUAGUAUCAUAAUGAAAUAUUUGGUCAUACUCUUAACAGUCUUUAAGCAUAGAAAACUAUUUAACAGCAAAAGUAUUAAAGUUCUAAAACAUUCAAACCAUAUUGUAACAGAAUUUGUCAAAAUCUCCAGUUGCUUUUUGUGCUCACAUUUAUAUUUAGUCUUCCAAUAUAUCUCAAUUUAAAAGCUUCAUAGAAAAGUAUCUUAAUUUAUGAUACACAAAUCAUAAAUGAAAAUAGGACUGUAAAUACAGAGAAAUCAUAAUAACUGCAUACUGUACAAUGCAUAGAAGCAACAGAUUUCCUUUUAAGUCAAUAGUAUAUCUACAAGCAUUUGGAAAAAAUAAAUAAUUUAUUAAAAGGAGGUAUUAAAAUAAACAAUGUAAAACACAACACCAACCCAUUUUGUUUCCAAUAGAAUUCAAAGCAUGGUGUCUGCAUAUCACUAAGUCUAAAACUUAUAAGGCAUGCCAGAAUCAUCUGAGACUGUAAGAUAUUAAACAAUUUACAUUGUUAAUAAAGUUUUUUAUUUAAUUAAAUAUUGUUUUGUUUCUAGUUGUAUUGCUGGACUAUGUUUUGCUAAUUUUGCUGUCAGAGUACUACACAAAGUUUUGAUAAUAUUUCCAUUUCAAGAAGUAUGUUUAGAAAGAUAAAAAAUAUGGAGCAUAUAUAAAUACUAAAAUGACAGCUAGUAGAAGCAGUAGAUAUGAAUAGGUAGACUCAAUGUACUGAUAUUUCAAGAUGAUAGGCAAGACACCAGAAAUAAACUUGUGCUAGACUGCAACACUAUGAAACCCAUAGCAAUCUGUCAAUGCUGUGCACGUCAGCAUACCCUUGUAGGCAAUAAUAGUGACUCAUAGCCCUUUAUUCCACCAUGACCCAGCAUGUCAAAAGAACCAAAACAAAGGUUUAGUGCUGGUAAGGAGGUUGUUGUGUCCUUGCCACAGGAAACACCCAUACAGUUAAAUUCACUGUCAGUUUUUUGGUAGGAUAUUAGUACACCCCCUAAGGCAGUUUGUUAGGGAUAGCUGUUCACUGAACUGUAUCUGGCAACUAAAAAGUUUGCUGUGACCCAUUUUUCUACCAAGUUUUUCUCCUGCUGUUUGCUGAGAAAGGGUGGAAAAGCCCACACUGUCAGAAAUAUUAACAUACUCUUUAUACCAAAGACCAAAAAUUCAGAUCUAAUUACCAGGAACAGAAGGCAGGAGUUUUUCUUCCAGAAGAGCCACACCACAUUCAUGUAACUGAGCUUCCAGCAUUUCUCUGGAAGGAUAUUCUUCUUGUCAGUCAGAUAAAGCAGAGUCUUUUAGUUUUUUCCAGGUUGGACUGGUCUGUUCACCUUUCACUCUCCCAGAGAGAAAAUACAUUUUUGAAUAAUCAGGCCAAGAAAUAAAUAUUUUAAAUGCAAUGAGGACAAAUAAAUUUAAAAUGCCCUUAUGGAACUUGUGAGUUUCCAAAAUUAAUUCCAUCUGAAUUUAGCAUGGCUAAAUUCUUUAAAUAGCACAGAAACAGGUAACUGCAAUGUGUUUGAAGAUUUCAGGUCCUGAACUAUUCUUAAGCAUACAUAUUCUUAAGCACCUAAACUGGGGAGAUCCCUACGCACUCAUGAAACUGUGUGCUUGUGAGAACAAAUGCAUUUUUAAGAAGAAUGGAAUUAAAAUCCAUAGCACAGUAUUUUUUCAAAGUUAAUUCUUUAAAGUCUUCUCCACAUUUCUCAUUAACGUUGUCCUCGUUAAUCAGAGCUGUUUUCUGUAAUAGGCAGCACUGACAUGUUUUCAUUAGGAGUCUCAAACCAAGAUAUGCUCCAUGACUCCAUCCCCACAGGUACGCUAGGUUUUGCAACUGUUAAAACUUUGGAAAAACAACUCCUGAUGUCUAAUGGAUAUUAAAAAUAUUGUCUAGGAAUACAAUCAGUAGUUACAAUUAACCAAUUAACUUUUGUUCAUAAGUGAAAAAGACAUUAAUGCCAAAAAAAAAGGGGUAUGAAUGCAAGACUGAAUAUGCAGCGAUACCAUGAGAGGAAGGGAGAAAGAAAGUUUUACACAAGACUUAGAAGUCUUGCAAUAUUGGUACACAGAGAGAAAUACCCAUAGGUGGUCAGCGUGAUACCUUUUUUCAACAAUUAAUUUGAAAGGAAGAUGGGCAGAGUAAGCAGUAACGUGUCUAGCUGAGUACCUGCUCACACAUCAUCACACAGAAUUUAACAUAACAAAUUAGGUGACAGCUUAUAUCUCUGUAUUUUAACCAUGCCUGUUGGAAUGGAAUAUACAUAAAUUAGACAAAUGUAUAAACAUUUUAAUUCAUUUUACAAAUCUUGACAUCAGUCAUAUCACAAUGAGUUGCACAACUUGAGCAGAUUCUGUGAUGGAUAGACUUGCAUUGCACUGUAUUGAAGUGUACAGUAAUAUGUGCAUCCUAGUACCUUUUGUUAUUCUGGAAAAUUCAGCAGUGUCUUUUCUUCUUGAAUUAAAGACUAUUAAAAUUUCA